This is a messenger RNA of Pisolithus orientalis, 2100 nucleotides long. RefSeq lists its product as uncharacterized. The coding region runs from base 1 to 2100 and encodes 699 amino acids. The record is from RefSeq and is a predicted model, not a curated record. The transcript is spliced from 12 exons. NCBI's taxonomy places the organism in Eukaryota, Fungi, Basidiomycota, Agaricomycetes, Boletales, Pisolithaceae.
AUGGGACCCUCGCGCAAUCCUCGAGGCAAGUACAACUACUCUGAGGAAAUGCUUUCUACCCUCCAUAUAUGCCGGUUUUGCGGCAAACAGUUCAAGGUACAGGGUAUCAAAAGGCACGAAAUCAGCUGCAAAAAACAACAAGAAUUACAGAAAGAACAAGCCGAACGUGGGAAGGAGUUCGAAAGAGAAAGAUGCAAGGCUCGAAAAAAGGCUCAACUACUAGAUGAUCGUGCUUCAAUCAGUGCAUCUGUUGCACCAUGGCAGCAUCUAUCUCAAUCGGACGCUGGUUCUUCCCAUGCUGUUUGUGAACAUGUAGAUAGUGAUAUCUAUGGGGAUGAUGGCAAUGGCUUUGAUCCUUUGGUUGAUAGCAAUCAAUUGAACCACGAUGACUACAGCGGGAAUAGUAAUGAUCCUACAACCGUGGACACAUCCGUGGAAAGCACUUCCAAUAUAUCUACUGAAUUGCCAUCACGAUCAUGCCCACUAUCUACUGCUUCCCUCCAACUGCCCACUGAAUUUAAAACAGAGUACCAUCCACGCAGUCGUCGGCCCGUUUUGCACCAGCCAUAUGAAGAAUUUGGAAUCAACAAUGCUGCUUCGCCCACUAUGGUUGACUCCAUGCCAUGGAAACCAUUCAAAACUCGAGGCGAUUAUCUUUUUGCAGAGAUCGCCCUUGAUGCUGGAUUGAACAAGACUCAAGUCAAUGGAUUAUUGGAACUUUUCCUUCUUGUAACCAAAGGUAUGGAGCAGGUGACGAUGAAGAACGAUGCUGAGUUGCGGAAGGCAUGUGAUAAUGCAGGAGCCAAAUUAACACCUUUCACCAAGCACAUCAUCUCUGCGCCAUACAAGGGCAAGGAGAUGGAGUUUGAGGUUCAUACUCGGCCAGUCGGGGACUGGGCUCUUGACCUGCUUGCUGACCCACAAUUAGCCCCACACUUUGUCUGGGAUGCUGAAUGGGUUUACAAACACAAUGGGGAAGAGUAUGAAUGCUUUUAUGGUGAGCCUUGGACAUGUGAUCACUGGUGGGACAUACAGUCUCAGCUUCCUGCUGAUGUUGAAAAUGCUGUACCAUUCUGUUUUAUAUUGUAUGCUGACAAGACAAGGCUUUCGUCUCAUGGCACUGUGAAAGGGUACCCUGUAGUUGUUUGGUGUGCUAAUCUCCCUGUAGACAUCUGGAAUUCUGAGUCCGUUGGAGGAGGUUGUGUUGUCGGCUGGCUUCCGAUUAUCCCAGAGGAUGCAGCUGAGGAAGGUAAACUUGGCUAUACAACUUUGAAACGUGUUGUUUGGCAUGAAAGUGCCAUCAAAUUAUUUGAGGCCAUGGUUCACUUCUCGGCAACUGGCUUUCAGCAUAGGUGUUGGGACGAGAUUAUAUGGUAUCUUUUCCCAUUGUUUUUGAUACUAUCUGCGGACUAUGAGGAACAAUGUAUGAUGUCUUUAAUUCAAGGUUGGAAUGGCAAGGCUCCAUGCCCUAUAUGCCUCGUGCCACUUGAAUUACUCCACGACAUUUCUAAGACUUUUGCUCUUCGCAAUGCAGGGCAAGGAGAGGAAGCAUUGUACUCUGACCCUCACUUGGCACUGAGUUUUGAUCGCUUGCAUGUCCUCCACCUGGGAUUGUGGGGAAAACAUCUCUUUGAAGAUCUGAAGAUCAUUUUGAGGUACCUUGGACGUGAUGCAGAAGCAACGGUUGAACGACUUACAAAGGAGUUUCCAUGCUGGUGGAAACUGUUUUGUUUCACAGCCAUCCUCAAGGUGACAUUUAAUGAUGGGAAUAAGUUUGCUGACCUAUCUAUUCAAGUUUUUUAUCCCACAUUAAGUAUCCUUAUGAAGGCAGCAUGUCCCGAGGGAUAUCUCCUUCUUGGCCUUAUCAGCAGCUAUCUACAACUUGAUAGUCUGAUCGGCCUCGACAUCCAAACCGAUCGCAUGCUCUCUGCCAUUGAAACUGAGCUUCUUGUUUUCAACAAAAGGCUACAGUUAGCUCGCUCGGAUGUCACGUUCACUUUCAUAGGCAUACAAAGAGCGCGCAAUGAACUCUUCCAUCCCAGGUCUCAAGGUAGAUUGGGACUUUCCGAAGGUGCACCUGUGGAAACACAUGGUGCGUGA